CGGGGGGCGCAGAGAGGAGCUGGUGGGUGAUGGGAAGUGCAGUGACAGCAUAACCAUGUCUGGUAAAUAGAGCCGGUUGGUAGGACCCAUAUCACUUGCGACGGCCGGGCAGCGUUCCCCCCUCCGGCUCGGAAUGAAAACGGCUUUUCGGCAGAGAAGGGCUUUUCCGCCUCCCUGGGGCCGUGGGCUGCCGGGGUGACCCCGCUCUUAGGAGGGAGGAAGCCAAGAUCUGGGGCAGCAGCCUACUCCCCACCCCCAGUGUUUAGGUUCCAGUGUUUUCCGAAGGAGAUGGAGCCUAGGAGCUCCCUCGGAUCCUAGGGGCAAAACAGCUGGGCUGCGCUCAGGCCCGCCGCUAGAGCCCCCUCCGGAUCGGGCAGGAGGGGGUUAAGGUGGCGCUGGCUGCCGCGGCCAGCUGGUGGGUCUGAUCCACUCGCUCCGAGCCGAGCGCGGAGCGCGCCCGGCGGAGUCCCGGCCGGAGCCCGGGGCGAUGGGGAGAGGCCCCGGACCCCUCCCCGCCCUGGGGCCGGCAGGAUUGGGCCGGCAGGGGGCCAGCCCGGAAGCCGGCUUCCUCCAGGCUCCCCCCUCUCGCUGCUGCCAAGCCGCCUCGAAGCCAGGCUGACUGAGCCUUGGUUCUGUGCUCACUGCCGAGGAGACGACGUGAGGGAUUUUGUCUUGGGGAGAAAUCGGUGGUCGAGCGCCUGCCCAGUUCAAAUGCCACCGCGCCCGGAGGGAGGCCUGCAGUUUAGGGAUCCCUGAGGGAGAGCAACGUCACACCUCCUGAGGACAGCCAGGAGGACUCUGGCUUUUGCUGAGCAUUGCAUCUUGCCUCCUUCCUUUCAAAGGCUCCAGACCCAAUCUCGGCUGUCCUCGAGUCCUGCGUGCCCUUGACCAGGCAUCCCACUGCCCCUCCAGCCCAGCCCAGCCCUGGAGCUCACCUCCAGGACCUGGAGCCUACCCUCCUGCCCAGAAUGACUCACCAUUAUUUCUAGCUCAAGUGAGAAGACGUGAUGGGGAAUCAGACUGCCUGUUUGUGUAUCUAGGAUUCCUGCAGCAUCAGAUCAGUUCUGCAAGGAAGAGAGCUGCAGAUUCCUGCCUUGUCAGCCAAGCGGGGCUAUCUCUCUGGCUCUCAGAGAGACCUGGGGGCUCCCCUGCAGGAGUGCAGGCCGAUGCUGCUGUGUUUCCUGGGGCCGUAAGCAGCGCCCUGAGCUCCCUGCCGCCAGGCAGCUAGAAGGCAUAGCGAGAGGCGCUUCUCUUGGUUCCAAUUAUGACAGUGGCCACCGGAGACCCAGUGGAUGAGGCCGCUGCCCUCCCUGGGCACCCGCAGGACACCUAUGACCCAGAAGCAGACCACGAAUGCUGUGAGAGGGUGGUGAUCAACAUCUCAGGGCUGCGGUUUGAGACCCAGCUAAAGACCUUAGCCCAGUUUCCAGAGACCCUCUUAGGGGACCCAAAGAAGCGGAUGAGAUACUUUGACCCUCUCCGGAACGAGUACUUUUUCGAUCGGAACCGCCCAAGCUUUGACGCCAUUUUGUACUACUACCAGUCUGGGGGCCGGUUGAGGCGACCCGUGAAUGUGCCCUUAGAUAUAUUCUCCGAAGAAAUUCGGUUUUAUGAGCUAGGAGAAGAAGCAAUGGAGAUGUUUCGGGAAGAUGAAGGCUACAUCAAAGAGGAAGAGCGUCCUCUACCCGAAAAUGAAUUUCAGAGACAGGUGUGGCUUCUCUUUGAAUACCCAGAGAGCUCAGGGCCUGCCAGGAUUAUAGCUAUUGUAUCUGUCAUGGUGAUCUUGAUCUCAAUCGUCAGCUUCUGCCUGGAGACGUUGCCCAUAUUCCGGGAUGAGAAUGAAGACAUGCAUGGCAGUGGAGUGACCUUCCAUACCUAUUCCAAUAGCACCAUCGGGUACCAGCAGUCCACUUCCUUCACCGACCCUUUCUUCAUUGUAGAGACCCUCUGCAUCAUCUGGUUCUCCUUUGAGUUCUUGGUGAGGUUCUUUGCCUGUCCCAGCAAAGCCGGCUUCUUCACCAACAUCAUGAACAUCAUUGACAUUGUAGCCAUCAUCCCCUACUUCAUCACCCUGGGAACAGAGCUGGCUGAGAAGCCAGAAGAUGCUCAGCAGGGCCAGCAGGCCAUGUCACUGGCCAUCCUUCGAGUCAUCCGGUUGGUAAGAGUCUUUAGGAUUUUCAAGUUGUCCAGACACUCCAAAGGUCUUCAGAUUCUAGGUCAGACCCUCAAAGCCAGCAUGAGAGAAUUAGGCCUCCUGAUAUUCUUCCUCUUCAUCGGGGUCAUCCUCUUCUCUAGUGCUGUCUAUUUCGCAGAGGCCGAUGAGCGAGAGUCCCAAUUCCCGAGCAUCCCGGAUGCCUUCUGGUGGGCAGUCGUCUCCAUGACAACUGUAGGCUAUGGAGACAUGGUUCCAACUACUAUUGGGGGAAAGAUCGUGGGUUCCCUAUGUGCAAUUGCAGGUGUGUUAACCAUUGCCUUACCUGUCCCCGUCAUAGUGUCCAAUUUCAACUACUUCUACCACCGGGAGACAGAGGGAGAGGAACAGGCCCAGUACUUGCAAGUGACGAGCUGUCCAAAGAUCCCAUCCUCCCCUGACCUAAAGAAAAGUAGAAGUGCCUCUACCAUUAGUAAGUCUGACUACAUGGAGAUCCAGGAGGGGGUAAACAACAGUAACGAGGACUUUAGAGAGGAAAACUUGAAAACAGCCAACUGCACUUUGGCUAAUACAAACUAUGUGAAUAUUACCAAAAUGUUAACUGAUGUCUGAUUGAACCCUAUUCACAUACUCACAGCUCAAUGGAACUAAUGCAGAUAUUGCAUAAUAGCCUGCAUUGUAGUCAGUGUGUUCUACAGUGUGUAUCUGGUUCUGCAUGGAAAGCAAUAGUCGUGCAAGUGACUUUUGAUCUUUUGAUUUUUGAUUUAGAACACAGAAUAUGUAUCCAUGGCUUUCAUGCAAAUCUUCAUCACCGGCUUAGGGGUUUCCAAAGAUGGGAGUCACCUAUGGAAGCCAGGAUUUCAGAAGGACACAUUGAGGCCACCUCAUAGCAAAUACAGAACCUACCACAUCAGUGUCACCUUUUCUUCCUAAUGAAAUGCACAUGGCAUCUCGGAGAUGCAAUUCCCCCCCCACACCCCACUUGAGCCUACCUCCCCCUUCACAGAGGAAAACCACGGUAGCUUAGCUUUAAAGUUCUGGUAAUUAUUCGAAAGGUCUUUCCCAUUUUUGCAUUGAAAAGAACACACAGUGCUGUGUGUUGGAAUUACUUUCUGUGUCACAGGCUGGGGGGUUGUGAAAUGCAGUUGCCAAGCAGACGCUCCGGAGGCUUGUGUUUCAUAACGGAAAAUACUGCAUUUGGUUUUUUCUCUGCAGUGUCGAUGUGAGGGAAGCCCAGGGGAGGGACGGUUAGGAUGACCGAAUGUGAGUUGUCAGGUUUCACAUUUGCUCCCUUAGCCCUACCGGGAGAAGCUGACAAACCAAGGGACCUCUCAGCUUCAGAUUUCACCAUUUUUGCAGGCUUCGGGGUCACAAAAACAUGUCUGAUUUCUUCGCUACACUGGAGGUUGCAGGCAUCUGCUUUCCUAGUGCCGGGGCCCAGCUACACUGACACUGCAGUGAAAUUUACCAGUGAUGCGAUAGAGCUGCAUGGGUGUUUGUUGCAUGAAUCUCAAUAUUUAAAACACAGGAGAUAACCUAUUUUCUUAGUAGCCUACACAGUAUUCAUAUUUAGAGUAUUAAUAGCCUAGGAGUGGCAUUGAACGAGGGUUGUCUUUUUUUCCCCAUCAGAAUACAAAAGCCCUCAAUCAGGAGGAAAAAAGUAGACUGUUUGGAGUGGGGAACCAAAACUUCUGGCCCUCCAGCCCACCCCAUCCCUGUUCUUCCAAAUGGGGGCACACAGCUCUGCAAAGCCAGGAGAGCGAGCGGGGAAAGCAGUGUCUAAACACCUCACGUGACUGCAUCUUAGGAAUUAACCUAGUCACGGGCAUGACUGUAUAGCUGACUGGGGCAUCUCGUCCCGAGGAAAUGCGGAUCUGUGGAUCCAGUGUAUAUAAACAUGUAUCGAGAAUCUCUUUCCCGAAUUCCUCUACCUAGCUAGCUAUAGGAAAAAUUGCAUUUGAACCUUGUAUAAGCUUAUGCAAUAUUUUUGACACAGGGCAAUAUAUGCAUGUGUUUGACUAUGUGCACUAGAGUGUGUGUAUAUAUAUAUAUACACACACAUAUAUAUAUACAUAUAUACAUAUAUAUACAUACAUACGUGUGUAUAUGUAUAUAUGCACACAUACAUAUAUAGUCAUUCUCUGGAGUUCAGGUUCAGGAGCAAAUCCACUGCUUGGUGGGUUGGUUGUCUCAGAGGCCUAAUGGGUUAAUUUGUCUCACUGAUCAUCCCACUGGGCCUAGGUUUGCUGCCAUUGCCUCAGACACUCCAGUCUUCAUGGAUUCUUAGAUGUUCGAAUUGUCUUUCUGCCCUCCACGUGCUGCAGCUUCAGUUUCUCAUGGCUGAAGCUUGUCUUACUGAGUGCACAAGGGCCCUAGGGCCCUCACAGCUCCAGCUGUCCUGGGCCAGACCCAACCCAGGCCUCCUCUCUACAGCUCAUCAUCUUCAUCAUCUCCAUUCUCGUCUUUCCCCACCCUGUCCGGAUUUUAUUUAAGACGUAGAAUGUAUUUACCAAUAUAGAACAUACACAAGAGCCCUACAUAUACCAUGAACGAAGACACAACCUGCAACUCUGAUGCAAAAUACACAAAAACAACAUGGUCAUUUGCCUCUGCAUCAGUCACUUUCCUGAAUCUUUCCCCAAAGAGCCAGAAUGGAUCACCUGCUUUGAAACCAAGGACACUAAGGAGGAGGGCUCCUGGGGACCCAAUUCCACAGGUCUGGGCUGAACGGAAACCUCCUCUAUGUGGAAAUUUCUGAAGUGCAGGACCAAGGGAAGGAAACCCUAGUUGAUCCACAGGCAUCAUGUUCUCCCAAGCUCUCUCCGCAUUAAACUGGCAACCAGGGCUGCUUAAGAAACCAAAGGCUGGGUACAGAAUCAUUCCCCACCGCCAGAACAGGCUGCGAGUGAAGAAGCACUGCAUAGCCUAAAGGUAGAGUUCAGCUGGCCCUGGAAUAGAUGGAGGUGGGGAAGCUUUUGCCUCACAAACUGGGCUUCUUUGCCUUUCAACAUAAUAGAUUAAGUUGCCCAAACACAGCGAGUUGUGUGGUCAGGCUGCCCAGCCAUGACUCCAGCCCCGGCCUCACUGUUGGCUCUUCAGCACCUCCAGUUACCCUGGGGGGGUGGGGCACCAGCCCAGGGUGCUCACUAGUUCCUGGUCACCCACAGCCCCAGGGGUCUGCAGGGCAUCCCAGGCCCAGCGCGAAGCCUCUGUGCUUCUCUUCCUCUCCUAUAUGGGAGAUGGUGCUGCAUUUCCAAGACAUAGGGUGGAGGGACACAGACCUUGGGAAAAUAGAUGGUAAGACAACCCAUACCUAAGGGCGAGGUUGUGGGGUAGAUGUUUUAUCCCAGUGUCCUUGACCUGGGACUAUAAAAUGUUCACCCACACCGGCACACAGACAUGCACACCCAUCACAAAAGCGAUCUACAUUGUUGCCAUACACAAAUACAAAACAUGCACCACACACGCAGAAUACACAGAGACGAAAUUAAUGAAAAGGGCACUCAAAAGAUACACGGUUAUACCUAUAUCCAGAAUACGCACACUCAGCACAGACACGGAAUGUACUUACCAAUACAGAACAUAUACAAAUACCUACAUACACCACGUACAAACCUGCAACUCAGAUGCAAAACACACAGAAACUACAUGGACACAUGGGUACACAUACAGAAUACACAAAAGAUACUUUACUAUUAUUUCUGCACACAAAAUACAAACUCGGUUUAUACACACAAUACAUUUAUUCAUAUUACACACACAAAAUACAGCACACACACCCAAGAACACACACACACACCACACAUGAAAUGUGUACAUAUACUCAGAUCCAUUGUUCUGCCCCCAUAGCUAUAAAUUAAUAGGCAUAAACAAAAGAUCAGAUUUAAUCAUCUUUCCCUAACCUGCAUCUCUCCCCCUCAAUAUCCUUCAGGAAAUCUCUUCUUCUAGUCUUUUCCCCCGCCUCACUCCUAGAUUUCAGAAAAAUAACCCCAAGGUUUAAGGCAAAAUAUGGACCACCAUUGUCAAGCAGAUCUGUGAUUAAGACUGGGAAUCUCAUAGGGUUUCUACCUGUUCACCUUCCUCCCACCAGAAACCCUGGUGCCAAGCAUGGAAGGACCUGGGACAGCUGACGGUCCAUUAAUAUACACCUCCUGGCCCCGUCCUUUCUUUCAAAACAAGUCCACACAGACAACCCAAUAGCCCAGUCUCCCCUGCUCCCAACCCCUGGGAUCUCUGGAUUCAACCCCGUCCUCUUGAAAGCAGUGGUGGCUCAAGAAGCUGCAGGGUCGCAGGCCCAGAACCAGAGUGAGGAUGCUCCCAACGUUCCCUCAGCCCACAGACCUUAUCGCCCCUCCAUCCCCAGUGGCUUUGUCAGGGGGCUCAGUCAGAAAGUCAAGGCCAUAUGUAGACUUGUCUCUUAAAAUGAGUCACCUUUACUUGCUUGUGGCAUCUCACUUGCUCUUGGGCAUAAGCCCCAUGGAGUCAACUCCUGAGUCCCGUCUAUGGGUGUGCAAUGCCAGGCAGGCUUCUUCCCCUGCCCCGGCUCCACCUGGUUGCCUUGCCCCCCACCCAGUGGCUGUACCUUGAGGAAACACACACCAAUUCAGCUUAAGUGAAACCUGAUUAAGGACUUAAACCUGAUGUUACACAAGCAAACAGCAUCUUUUUUUCAGGAGGCCUGAUUUGUAUCCUAUAUUCUAAGGCCAGAUUGAAAUGCUUUGUAAGAUUACACGCUGUUUUGGGUUACACACAGAGCUGGCUCUUCCUACUAGUAGGACUAGCUGAGAGCUGGGUGCGUUUUAGCAAAGGCUUCACCUCAGAUGGAAGUUGGGGGGUUGAAGUCAGGCAUCAGAUCAGGUCUCUGCUCCUGCGGCCAUCCAGGAUGUGCCCCACGCUUCCCUCCUGAAGAUGGUCAAGCUCCCAGUCUCCAUGGAGGAAGCAAGAGCCACAGGGAAUGAGCGCGUGGGUCCAAGUCUGCACAUUCCGCGCAACAUGCUGGGCCUUUCAAGUGUUUUCAAGUCAGGAUACCAAUUUUCCCUUUAGCUUCAGCAGGUGCUUCCAUGGGCUCAAACUUUCAAGGACGUUGGAGUUCUCAGGAGUCCACAGAGAAGGAAGUCCAGGAGAGGUGGAGAGGUUGUCAGGAAGAAAGAGUACCUGAGCUAGUCAUAUUUCAGAAUUAACUUUUCAGGAGCUGAAAUGUACCGAAGGUCAUAAUGAAGGCACUGUGCUUCCUGAAGCUUCUGUGGUGUUUGACACACUCUUCCUUCCUCUCUGCUUCCCUCUGCUCCUCUCAGCUGGGCCUCUGAGGAUGGAGUAGGCAUGAAACCAGGAGGUUAGCCCUGAAAGGGGGCCCCAAGUGAGUGUGCCCCCAGACUCCAUUGGUCUGGUGUGGAAAGGGCUCCCAGGAAAGCUUUGUUGAGUCUCCAGCCUGGGGGCUCAUGUGGCCACCCCGUGUGGAGAGGGCUGCAGAAUUAGCUUGUCCUGUCUGCUCUCCCUGGAUCUCUCACUCCAUUGUAGUGAGGUCUUUGGCCAACUUCCUUAAUCAUGGUCAACCAUAAAGUAUCAGUGCCACGCCCAGCUGAGAGAGGGCGGGCUGGGGGUUCAGUGCUGCCAACAGUAGCAGAGAAGAGAGGUGGAGGCUGACUUUCCCCAAAGGAAACUAUAGGACAGUUUGCAAAUUGCAUAUGAGGGUAGCACCAGACCCCCCCACCCCCGCCAUGGCAGGUGGGAGGAGUACACUGCUUUGAACUGUUUACCCAGGGGUGGGGAUGGUGAACCCUGCUCCAGCUCUGGCUCUCCUGGGGCCCGUUGUCAUAACAGCCUCCAUCUGGGUGACGGCUGCCUGGUCUGAGAGGGCUGGUCUACAUAGGGUGUAAUUUCCAGGGUGCUCCUUGGUUACACAAUGGAGGCUUGCCCAGCCUUGGCAAAGUGUCCAUUGCCAGGUAUGAACCCAUGACCUCAAACUCAUUAACAUCAUUAGCCACCUGCAGAGCCAACUAGCAGAGCGCUGGAUGCUGGGAGGUGUCCAAACGGCUAAUGUGACCAUUAUCUUGAUCCUAAGACUUGGCCCUUGUUGAGACCAGCCCUGUUCUCUUAUCAAAGCAGCAAGCAGGGACAGGUGGAGGUAAGGGAUCCCUGACAAGCUGGGAUGGGUCUCUUCCUCAAACAAACCUAGUUCACUUUUCCCUUCUUUCUGCUUCCUUUCCCACCAAAGUUCAGCUCCAUCUCUCAUAGUUUAUUUUUUAAAGAGGAAACGUGCAAUAAACUAAAUAGUGACUGUUUUCUUUAGCAAUAGUUAUCUCAAAAUCUUGUUCUCAGGACUGAAAAGUGAUAGUACCCGGAUGCUCAGAUAAUGCCCUUGGCUUCUGGGCAUUAGUUCACCGUCUCUGUAGUUCCCUCUUCUUCCCACAUGGUCAUAUGACUCCUGCCCUCUGAGGCUCUGACCCUCCUUUGGAAUGUAAACAUACACUGGUUCAACAUCUGCACAAGGAAGGUCGGGAGAAGGCUUUCUUUAUCUCUCUGACUCUUCCCCGUGUGCACCUCUCUCUGUCUCCGUGUGCAUCUCCGUCCCUCUCUCCCUGCCACCUGCCCCUUCUGCCUGCUCUCACAUGGCACUCUCACAACCUCCAGGCACUGAAACCUUGAGUUUGAGUGACCUCACACCAGGUCAUCUCGUGGACUUACGGUCAGACUGGCAGGGUGUAAUGGAAGCCUGCAGGAAAGCGCUUACCAAUAGAUAAGAAUAAAGCAUCCUGAGCCAUUACAGAAGAUCAUUUCCAUGCACUUAAAGCCAUCACUUGAUCCCUCUGUUUUCCUCCCUCCCCUCCCCUGGGAGAUGGAUGCUGGAGGAAUGUGGCCUGGAGGUUUGCACCUGGGAUGGGUAGACUGGGCAGAUUUGGGGAAUUGCCCUCUGGCUGUCCUUCAAAACAAGCUGACUUGCUUAACCAAAGGGAUGCCAUGAGAGCUGUGGAGAGAAGCAAGUGUUUGUGGGCAGAGGUCUACAGGGAUAGUGUUUGUGGGUGGUUAGGGCAUGACAGUAGUGAAACGAAGACCCCACCACCCAAGAUAGUGUACUGUUGCACAAAUAUCUGCACACGUAACUGGGGACUUUAGAAGAGUCUCCUUUCCUGAAAAAAAUCUGUGCGGUUGAAUUUUCAGACUGGACAAUCGGGGAAGACUGGCAACGCCAGGGUCCCAUCCCAUUCCUUUUCAAUCUACCUUGCUCUAUACGUGCGUAUACAGCAAAACCUCAGUUAACUGAUGGGGAAAUGCUCAGGGAAGGGGGCCGUCCGGAUGGCUUUACAAUUAUGGUUUUUUGGGUGGGAAUGGGAAAACGUGUUUUGGUUCAACCUUUGUUAUAAAAAAAAAAAAAUACCUUUCCUAAGUAGGUUAGUAUAAACUUCCCUGCCUUAGUAAGUAAAAUGUUUGAAGAUGACAGAAGACCUUGCAUUGCUCAGGGUCAACAUUCUCAACCUCAGUGCUCCUUGUACAGAGUGUGGGUGGAGAAGACCAAAGAAAUAGGCUGAAUGUCUGCGGGCUGCAAGACAUCCCUGGAAGUUGGCUAUUUGGGCUCAUCAGAUAAUGCCCUUACUAUCAUUUGCCUCUUUCUACUGAAAUUAUAGUAAGAAAACAUAAUUCUCAUUAGUCGAGGUUUUGGUUAAUUGGUCCUGAGUUAUCACAGGUUUUCCAUAUAUACAUAUAUCUGUGUAUAUAUAUGUAUAGUAUAUGUAUAUAUGUAUACCAUUGUUUCAAAAGUUAUACAGUUAAUACACUGACCGAUCCCCUUAGCUUCACUAAUGUGGAAUACAUUUGGCAACCCAAGAAAUAAACUGCAUUUAUUUGAAUUUUUAAAAUGACCUUCCUUUGCAUUCUCACCGUAUCUCCAGUUCAGCUCCUUUUCUCCUGCGUAGGGACCUCUCUAGAAGGUAGUUCUUUCAUAACAAAAGAUCAGGCUCUAGCAAUUUUCCCUUCCCUCCUAUGUGGCUGCCUGACUCAGGGAUAAAAGAGAAGUCUGAUCUAAAGGCCAGGUGCUUUAUUCUUUGUUCUGUCUGCCCUGAUUGGCUGUAACCUCAUCACUGAGGACCAGAAAAGUUAUUCCAAACUUUGUAGCUCUGUGGGAGGGGAAAGCUCGAAGACCUGGCAAAGUAUGGAUCUGUUUCCCUCUCUCUUUGUCAUUGGUGGUAACCUAGGCUUGAAUUUCAUGAGAUCUGAAAGUAACAUUUUUAAUGAGGAGCUAAAGAACAUCUCUGCCCCAUGGAAGGCGAGAUGUGUAGCAACCAAUGGACUAACGAACCCAUCCUUUUGUUGAUUCUGGCCAAAUCUAGGUUGCAGUGUAGGCAGUAGAGCACCCAUAAUUCAGCUGCCUCUUUGGAGAAACAGCUCGGUCUGAGCUGAACCGUGCUGUCAUUCUCCAUCUCCCUGGCAGUGUGUUAGACCCAUGGGAGAUACUUCCAGCCUCACCUCCUGCACUUGACUGUGUGCGCUCUACCUAGACAGGGCUGAGAGGGGCUCCUCGUAUCUGACGCAAGUGAGGUGGUGCAGGGGUGCUUGCCCUUUCCCAACAUUCCCAGCAGCCCUCCGGUCUGGCCAAGUUGGCAGCAAUCAGAUAAUAGAAGCCCAUAAACCAGACUUAGCAUGGCCAGCUGGUAAACUGAAGCCACUGAGGCAGCCUGUCCUGAUGGCCACUUCUUACACCUCCUGAACCUCAGCAAGAAAACGAAUAUAACUUUCUGUGCUCCCCUGCACUCCUAAAAUAGUCAGAUAUGUUCCAGAUGAGUUUGCAGUUGAGAACUGCCUGCAUCAUUUCACGGACAGAUGCACAGGGCAGGUGUAAUUACAUAAUAAUGUGGACAGCUGCUGCGACAUCUAGGUAACUGAGGGCGGUGUAAAUGCGGCAGCGUGCUAGGACCUUUGGUAGCUACUCAGAGGACUCAGUCCUGGGUCUGUUCUCUGUCUUCAUGAGAGGGCUGUAAGCCCUGCUUCUCCUUGAAAAUGAUUCCCCAGACACUCACUUUGUAUGAGCACAUAAACACUCUGGGCUGCUAGAGAGAGAAAGAGAAGGAGCUGGGAGGAAGAGGAUAUUCAGGGGCUCACUUUGCUACCAAUUUCCAUGUCAGCUGCUGACACGCCUGCCUUUUUAGCUUGUGAAGUACAGAGCGAGGACUGUGCCCUGACAGGUAGGGCUGGAAUGGAGCAAGCUGCCACAGGCUAAGAAGUGAGAGAGAAAAGCACGGAGAGUAGCCUGGCUGGCUUUGGUGAGGGUGAGUGUCAACUCCAGAGGGUCUGAACACGCUCCGUGCUUGCCCCAGUUCUGCCUUCACGUGGGAUCCAGCGACCCAGUUUCCCUUUGUUGUCGUGCUUGGAUGAUUCCUUCAUUUGAAGGGCCCCAGGAAGCUGGAAAGUCCCAUGAUCGAGCUCCAGCCUGCUGAGCAAGCAGUGCCCGGGCCAAAUUGGCCUCUGACUGGGUUUCUGCAUCCCCACACCCCUUGCUCCACUAAGGGUAAUCUUGGAACAGCCAGGAUUAAUGGUGCCGGCAAUCAAGGAGGAUUCUCUAGUUUUCAUCAGGGACACAGCUCUAAAGCUCAUAAGUGCACGAUGCUUUUUCCUUUUCUAGACCUGUGUGCGUAUGUGCUUAUAUAGGCUGUCUCUGGAGAUUUAUAUAGUACGCGCACAUAGAUAGAAAAUGUGGAAAUGGCCGCUCACUUAGCCUCACACAGCACAGAUUCUAAUUAGGGUUUGCACUGGCUUCCUCGCUGCUCAGGCAUGGCUCCACAGCUGCCCUCCGUGUCCUAGCUCUAAUAAUUUCUGAAAACUCAAAAAGGAGAGGCAGAUAAAUAAGCCUCUCUGGGAUCAAUAGGAGAAGGAACUCCAAGGCUGAUGGUAACGCUCCGUAAGGAUGAUGCCAAAAGGGAACCGGGGUCUCCAUGGUGAUAAGAGGCUGGGGACCAGUGGGAGCUGGAGGCGGAGCAGGGCCUGUGGGGAAGACUCAUGGGAGUUGGGAGUCAUUUAACUAUUUGUUUGCUUCGUGAAAAUUUAGACACCAGCUAUAACCACAUUGCACAGGAUGUAUAGGUAUUAUCAUUCUUGCUGACAUAUUCUGGAAGCUUUCAGCCCCACCAACACUGCCCCGCCCAGGACUUCUGCAGCUGAGAGUUCCUGUGUCAGUAGGGUCUGAUAUUUGUACAUAGGUUAUACAUAUAUGUGUACAUAUGUGCCUCAAUGAACAUUGCCUGUCCACCUGAUCAUAGGUGUACAUAGACUUCAUGGAGCUCCACAGUCUUUUGUAAAUAUCAACACAAGUAAAUAAGUAUAUAAAUAUAUAUUACUGAGGAUUUAUUUUAACAUCAUUCUGUGUGAAAUGAAAACGCAAAUAAAAUUUUUGACAGAC
This is a messenger RNA of Globicephala melas (long-finned pilot whale), 12539 nucleotides long. It is a transcript of the gene KCNA2, whose product is annotated as potassium voltage-gated channel subfamily A member 2. Gene Ontology annotation, molecular function: protein binding; delayed rectifier potassium channel activity. Gene Ontology annotation, biological process: potassium ion transmembrane transport; protein homooligomerization. Gene Ontology annotation, cellular component: voltage-gated potassium channel complex; juxtaparanode region of axon; axon terminus. NCBI's taxonomy places the organism in Eukaryota, Metazoa, Chordata, Mammalia, Artiodactyla, Delphinidae. The record is from RefSeq and is a predicted model, not a curated record.